Molecule: messenger RNA, 855 nt
Organism: Empidonax traillii (willow flycatcher)
Lineage: Eukaryota; Metazoa; Chordata; Aves; Passeriformes; Tyrannidae
Gene: BBIP1
Product: BBSome interacting protein 1
Exons: 3
Coding region: 16-531 (171 amino acids)
Biological process (GO): receptor localization to non-motile cilium; cilium assembly
Cellular component (GO): BBSome
Source: RefSeq, a predicted model, not a curated record
CCGUGCAGAGCCGCCAUGCCGGAGGGGACGGGAGCGCUCCGGGAGGUUCUGCCCAAGCAAGGGCAGCUGUCGGUGGAGGACGCGGCCACCAUGGUGCUGUGCAAGCCCAAGAUCCUGCCGCUGAAGUCGGUGUCGCUGGAGAAGCUGGAGAAGCUGCAGCGGGCGGCGCUGGAGGCCGCACCCGCGAUAGAGGUAGCGCUUUGUAACGGGGCUCGCGGAUUAAAGUCUGGCCUGGAACGCGGGAGGUGGUGCUGCGCGGGGCGGGGGAGGCCGCGCGUCGGGCGCUUUUCGUACAGAAGUUCCGCUGGUCGCUUCCAAGGCGAGGUUUUAAACGCGGCUUUAGAGGUACCACCCCACCUCCCCCCCCCAGAAGCUGCUCUGGGACGGCCCCGGCAGAGCGCGGGAGGAGCCGAGUUACACAACCUCACUGCUCUGAGCGGGGUUUACCAGACCCGCAGAAGCAGGGCAUCCCUUGUCCCCUGGAGCACAUCGUGUUCCCGGGCUUGGAACAGCUUCUCCCAGUACUUCUGAACACCUCAAAUCUUGUCAUGAAAACUGAAAAACACAGGAGAGGCUCCACUCUGUUCCAGUACGCAAGUCUUCCUUAGAUCCAUCUUGUUGUUGAGCAAGGGCUUGGCAAAGCUGUGCUGUACAGACACGUUCACAAUAUCUGUGCCAGCCUGGACGCUCCUACGCCAGGCACUGGUGUUUUCAACAACAGAUCUGGUAAAUACUUACCUUGAAUUUAAUUACUCAGUGCUCUCAUGCUGACUGCAAUACCAAAGGGCGGUGUUAGCUGUACUGCUGAAUUGCACAAGCUGCAGAGAUCUGAACACAAGUUAAAUUUGUUCUGUU